Molecule: messenger RNA, 1415 nt
Organism: Rhododendron vialii
Lineage: Eukaryota; Viridiplantae; Streptophyta; Magnoliopsida; Ericales; Ericaceae
Exons: 1
Coding region: 106-993 (295 amino acids)
Source: RefSeq, a predicted model, not a curated record
AUAUUUCCUUUAUGUCAUACGCCCACGACUAUAUGCGUAGAUUACGAAUAGGAAAUUCGAAAAUCGCAUGAGUUCAGCAUCCGGUUUCCUAUUUAAUACGAUAGGAUGCAGCAGAUCAUAGUUGCAGACCAGAGAGAGAUAGAGAGAGCUAGCAUGGCUGGUCUGCAAAGGUCUGCAAUAUCCUUUAGGAAACAAGGUUCCUCAGGGUUGGUAUGGCUAAACCAAGCAAAGCCGAGAGAUCGACAAGAUGGAGAACAGCAAAAACCCGAAGGACCGAGGCUAGUGCAACAAGAAGAUGGUGCAAGGGAGAAACCCAGGGUCUCAAGCCAACCGCAAUCAAUGAAACAUAGUCGAUCCGAUAGUGAUCUUUAUCAUCACGGCGGUAAGGAUGUUAAAGUGAGCAUUGCUGCUUUGCCAAGGUCGACGAUAUCCUUUAGGAGACAGGGCUCAUCAGGAGUAGUAUGGGAUGAAAGCUUCUUUGCAGCAGAGCUGAACCAAGAAAAGCCGAAAGAGCAGCUGCAAGCUGCUUUGCCAAGGUCGACGAUAUCCUUCAGAAGACAAGGCUCAUCAGGGGUAGUAUGGGAUAAAAGCUUCUUCUCAGCAGAGCUGAACCAAGAAAAGCUGAAAGAGCAGCCGCGGCAAGCCGCUUUGCCAAGGUCGACGAUAUCCUUCAGAAGACAAGGCUCAUCAGGGGUAGUAUGGGAUGACAGUUCCUUCUCAGUGGAGCUCAGCCAAGAAAAGCCAAAAGAGCAGAAAGAUGGAGAAACGAAAUUUUUUGAAGUGUCAAGGCCACUGCAAAGGAAACCUAGUCAAUCCAAGCGAAUUAUUACGAGAUAUAGAUGUUGCAAGAUUGAGGAUGUGUUAAAUGACUCAAUUGUUCGGGUUCACUUAUGCGCACCUCGACUAAUUGCAGGGGACCGAUCCCACCGUCCUCCAGCGCUCACAAUAAAAGUUGGAACAAAGCCCCAUAAAGACUGGCACCAGAAGAAUUAACAGCGUUUGCAAAGUUUCGACCGGAGACCUUAAGAGAUUGUAAGCCCCUAAAUCCCAGUUUUGACGACCACCAAGACAACCCCGUUGGGAUUGAUGUUAAGAUGUUACUUCUUGAUCAAUCCGUUGUCUCCUAAGGUCUCAGGUUGCGACUUUUGUUGACAGCCGCGAACCAGUAGCAUUCAAAGAAACGCAAACAAGCCAAGUAUGAGUCAUGGUUUUAGUGCAUGUCGUUUUUAUGCCGUGUGAAACUUCUUGAGUUGAAUAAUGUUCGAGUCAGUAAAACGUAAGUUGUGUGAUGGGAUCAUAUUUCCUCAGUUUAUGUUGAUGGGACCAUGUUUCUUACUCUUAGAGGUGUUUCUGCCGGUGUGUUCUUGUGUAUGUUUAUUUCAUAUCAUGGAGUUCAAAACCAAGUUCAAUAGAAA